Molecule: messenger RNA, 1602 nt
Organism: Moesziomyces antarcticus
Lineage: Eukaryota; Fungi; Basidiomycota; Ustilaginomycetes; Ustilaginales; Ustilaginaceae
Product: ATP-dependent RNA helicase
Exons: 1
Coding region: 1-1602 (533 amino acids)
Molecular function (GO): ATP binding; nucleic acid binding; RNA helicase activity
Source: RefSeq, a predicted model, not a curated record
AUGCCGCCAGCAGCGACAGGCGCAUCGUCCAGCGCAACCUCAUCCACAAUGGCAUCCUCCAAGGCAUCCACCUCGGCUGUAGAGGAGAUCGCCAAGAGCGCAUCAGAACCACCCAAGCACACCUCCUUCUCGUCCAUCGGCAUCUCGCCCAUGCUAAUCCGCAGUCUCGCAUCGCUGCAGAUCAAGGUGCCCACCCCGAUUCAGAGCCUCACCAUCCCAUCAGUACUCGAGGGACGCGACCUCGUCGGUGGCGCUCAGACCGGUUCCGGCAAGACGCUCUGCUUUGCGCUGCCCAUCCUCAACCGACUCAUCAAGGACAUGGUCGGCGGCUUCGCUGUCAUCCUCACACCCACACGAGAGCUCGGCGUUCAGCUGCAUGAGCAAUUCGUCGCAGUGGGCGAGGGCGCACGCAUGGGUCUUCGCUGCGCGCUCGUGCUCGGUGGCAUGGACAUGAUGAAGCAAGCAUCCGAGCUCGCCAGCAUGCGACCGCAUGUCAUCGUGGCCACGCCCGGUCGUCUCGUCGACCAUCUGCGCAGCGGAGGUGGCGAGGAGUGGGGACUCCGACGCUGCCGAUUCCUCGUGCUCGACGAAGCAGACCGACUGCUCACAGACACGUUCAAGCCCGAGCUCGACUACCUCUACUCGGUGCUGCCGUCGCCAAAGACGCUGCAGACGUUGCUCUUCACCGCAACGCUCACGCCAGAGGUGGAGGAGUUUGCCAAAAGCAAACGGCCCGAGGGUAAGCUGGCGCCGAUGGUGUGCAAGAUCGAGAUGGACACCAAGACACCCGAGACGCUCGAGCAGCGGUACGUGUUUGUGCCGUCGCACAUCCGCGAGCCGUACCUGUACCACAUUAUGCGCCACCCGCCCAUCAAGCCGUCCUCGGAGCGCGUGCGCAAGCUCAAGGCGAAGCGCGAGGCCGAGCGUGAACGACGCGCCGAGAACGACCGCAAGAAGGGCAAGCGUCCGCGCGCCCACCACGGCUCGGACUCGGAAGACAGCGACGACGAGGGCGCAGCACUCUUUCUCCCGGCCACCAUCAUCUUCACCGCACGCUGCAAGACCGCCGCCACGCUAUCGGGCAUGCUGAGCGAGUUGGGCAUCCCCAAUGUGUCGCUGCACUCGCAUCUGCGCCAGUCGGAACGCAGCGACAACCUGCAGGCCUUCCGUGCGCAGCGCGUGCCCGUGCUCAUCGCCACCGACGUAGGCUCGCGCGGUCUCGACAUUCCCGACGUCGAGAUGGUCGUCAACUGGGAUCUGCCCUCGGCAUGGCAGGACUACGUGCACCGCGUGGGUCGUACGGCGAGAAAUGGCAAGCGCGGCUUUGCCAUCUCGUUCAUCACCGAGCGCGAUAUCGACGUGGUGCACUCGAUCGAGGCCAAGAUCAACACCAAGCUCACCGAGCUCGAGGGCAUCGCAGACGAAGACAAGAUCCUCGAGAAGCUCAACACCGUCGCAACAGCAAAGCGCGUAGCCACCAUGGCCAUGCACGACGCAAAAUUCGGCGAGCGCCAGCAGCGCAACUACGAAAAGAAGCUCGCCAAACAAAAGGCAGACAAGCGCGCUGCCAAGGCCGCGCGCAAAGACAACUCCAGCGCUUGA